UAGGUACCGGAAAGCAAAAGAGAAACUUGUGGGAUUAUUACCUUCGAUAUUUUUCUCAUUCAUUAAGCCUACAUUUUCUCCUACGGCCUCGUGUGCGACACUCUAAUCUACUGAGCACGCCUAGCGAUCAAUCAAUCUGGUGUGGCUGAUUAAACACCCCGUCGCUAUAAUCGUCAAAUUACUAUAGGACGAAAACUACCAAAAAAAAGUUGCCCACGGACCUGACGCUGCGUCAUUACGAACUUGUUUGACCUCGCUACCUAUUUACCACACGAAGCAAAUUUGCCCUUAACUAUCAUCCGUGGAGAGCCAUUACUAUUGCUCCUCCUGAUGAGGGUCGGAUGAAAUAAUCGAUAAUGUCAACUGCUAGAUCUGAACAUUUGACCAUUGGCUAUCCCCCAAAGACUGCCAACGGUCGCUCUACAUCACCAACCACCAACAUACCUCCCAUCGACCCAUCGAGUUCAUCUACCGUUAGGUCUCCAUUCGGCAUGUCUGGCGUCUUAAACCCAUCCGGCAAGAUGGCAGGUACCACGCGUUCUGGGGCUGGUUCUCCUUCGCACGAGGUUGCCGGUUCAAGUAGACUUUUCUCCAAGCGAGCGAGAGAAAUCCAAGCUCAAGAGGGAGUUACUGGCUUGUCCAAUAAUCCUUGGGGUGGCCCGCCGACCAGUGGUAACUCGACGCCUUUACGAGAGAAUAUUCCCGAGUCACCAACCGACGGAUUCCCGGACUUUGCCCAACUAUCUACGUCCGAUGGGUUGCCCUCGACGCGCCGCGCCCGAGCAGGUACCGUUCCAUCUCGAUUUCCUGCUGGUGGAAUAGGAAAUGGUCUCCUCAAUAUCCCGUCAAUUUCUUCUCAAUCCACUCGACCUACGCCAUCUCAAAGUCCCUUCAAGUCCCCAUCGCCUAGCUUGAACGAUACUCCCGACUCUGGUCGAUCCUCCAAUCUCUUGUCAAGGCUUCGGGCUGGUUCUAUGCCGCAACGCAGCCCUUUUGCCACCCACGGCCCUGGCAGUAGCUCGCCAUUCGGCCCGUCGGUUUUCAGCACAUGGAACCCGAGUAGUGGACGCGAGAGAGGAAAUACUCUCGCGAGCAUAGCAAGCAUUGGAUCUAAUGGACCAAGUUCACCUGCUCAGUCCGCGUUUUCUAAGGAGGGGCCCGGAGACAAUGACGUCCAUAUGAGGACUCUUGACUAUCUAGGUCUUGCCGAGACUCCCCAGCCAGCCCGUGCUCAGUUGGCCACGCCUUAUCUACCUGGUCUUGCUGAUUUCACUAAGCAAGCCAACCGAUUCCGUUCUUACUCAGUCAACAAUAAGGAUAAGUAUGCGGACGAAGAAGAAGAUGUCUAUGAUGAGGACAGCUUGGUACUGGAAAACCAAUAUGCUGCGCAUCUUCAGGACCAACUGGCUGCUACCAAUGCUGCUAUUCACAACCACAAUCUGGCAGUCCAAGGUCUCCAAGCUUUUGCGUCCCAGGCAUCGGCUACUCGACCUCGUGCCCGCACGGCCGGUGUUUUGGAUUUACAGGGAGCAGGCUCAAGAUUGAUGCGAAACUAUUACCCUACUCCCUCCCGCCUUGAUAGCUCGAUGACUGCUGCUGAGAUUCGGUUGCCAGAAGAAAAGGAAUACGAUGAUCUACCCACAGCUGUAGCAGCGAUGAAUCUAGGAAGAUCAAAUAGCCGGAACAAUGGCCUUCUUACAGCAGAAGAAGCUGGUCUCGAGGGUCCUACGAGUGCACUUUGGCUUGGCAGCAUCCCAACCUCGACGACGACAUCGACCCUUACCGAAAUGUUCAAGUCGUAUGGUCCAAUUUUGUCCGCAAGGGUUCUGACGCACAAGAAUUGCGGCUUCGUCAAUUUCGAGAGAGUGGACAGUGCUAUCUCGGCGAAGGCUACCAUGAACGGGAAAGAAAUCUUCCCUGGUGCUGGCCCAAUUCGAAUUAAUUUUGCCAAACCGCCUUCUGCGUCGAACACUCCUGGUCAUGACGGAGUAUUCCCGAGCCCUAGUCCUGAUCCCUUUGCGAAGAAUCAAGACGGAACUGCUUCUGGUGCCGUUGCUGCCACGGCUGAUAAUGCGGCAAACGCAGCAAAUGCAGCGCCUGUAAUCCGACCUCUGCACGAAAUGACAUCUGAUAUAAUUCAAUUAGCCAAGGCCCUCGACGCCACAGACGAAGACGCGUAUCGUAUCUCCCAUAGUCUUCAGCAAGCUAUCCAGUACAAUGCGUUUAUCGACGAAAUCCCUCCGAUUCGAGAGCCCACGCAUACAAGGGUUCAUGAUGCGCCAAAGCUAAGGGACAUUCGAAAGCGUAUCGAUAAUCAAAGUUUGUCUCAGGGUGACAUAGAACACACUGCCACUGAGAUGCUCCCUGAGAUUGCAGAGUUGUCCUCAGACUACCUGGGCAAUACCGUGGUUCAAAAGUUAUUCGAGCACUGCUCGGACAACAUCCGAGAUCUCAUGCUAGCUAAAAUUGCUCCACAUCUGGCGGAAAUCGGCGUUCACAAGAACGGUACCUGGGCAGCGCAGAAGAUUAUUGAUGUUUGCAAGACGCCACACCAGAUGACUCUGAUUGUUCAACACCUACGAGCGUACACUGUUCCAUUGUUCCUAGAUCAAUAUGGUAAUUAUGUCUUGCAAGGCUGUCUCAAGUUCGGUGCUCCGUUCAAUGAUUUCAUCUUCGAGACCAUGCUCAGUAAGAUGUGGGAUAUUGCUCAAGGUCGAUACGGUGCCCGAGCUAUGCGAGCUUGUCUUGAGAGUCAUUAUGCUACUAAGGACCAGCAGAGGAUGCUUGCAGCAGCUAUUGCCCUUCACAGCGUACAGUUGGCGACCAACGCAAACGGUGCCCUUCUACUGACCUGGCUCUUGGAUACUUGUACAUACACCCAGCGACGUAGCGUUCUAGCCCCGCAGCUUGUUCCCUACCUUGUGCACCUCUGCACACAUAAAGUUGCAUAUCUUACCGUUUUAAAGGUCAUUAAUCAGAAGGGGGAACCGGAUGCGAGAGAUCUUAUCCUAAAGGCUUUGUUUUUUACACCGAAGGACCAGAUUUUGGAGGCAAUUUUAAGCGACCACUCAUGCGGUGCUACUUUGAUCUUCAAAGUUCUCACUACGCCGUUCUUCGAUGAGAGCAUAAGGGGCCAAGUGGUGGAGAACGUGAAAAGCGUCCUCGUUCGCAUCAAGGCACAGCCUAACCAAGGUUAUAAGCGCUUGAUGGAUGAGGUUGGUCUAUCCACUCGCAGUGGAGGCGGAGGAGGCGGAUCCCGCGAUCAUUCUGCGGGUAACAACCCGUCGAACGAACGGCAACGACCCGCAUCCCGCCAGGCUCAAGCUAACAACGCUGCCGUGCAGCAAAAUUCUCAAUACGGCAACCAGUAUCUGAACCCGCUCAAUCCUACCAGUAAUAACUCAAAUUUUGAUAUGGGUGGUUUCCCGGUACCGAGGAGUGACAACGUGGAGCCUGGAAUGUCUGCGUUCCCAUCAUAUGGACCCCAGGGCCCUAUGUAUAAUGCAACUGGUGGAUCGAUGGCACAGCCGGUAAGUGUGCAGCAAUUGCAAUACCAGCAAAAUAUGCUCCCGCGCGGAACGCCGCCUAUGAACAAUUACUUCCAACCUGUGCAAGCAGGCUUCGGGGGGUAUAACAACGCCAAUCCGUCGAUGGAUCAGUACCGUGGGCAGAACACAGCCAACGGUAGUCCUAUCCAACCGCCCGGGGCUUCCGCCGGGUUCGCCCCCCCUGGUUUCGGAAUGGGAAUGGGCAUGGGAGGUUACGGCUACGGGAAUGCUAUGCCCUACAUGCAAGAACAACCAGUCAGCGCCAGGCGCGGACGCGUAGGUCAACCCCCUCAACGGAAGAGGUCACCUCGACCGUAAUUUCCGAUGAUGCUGACAGAUGACUUCAGAGGUGAUCUCCGAGGUCAUCUUGACUGUCUCGCACGAGAUUGGAUGACUUAUAUACGUCCUCGUGCGUUUUACUAUUCCGAAUUGCAUGACUGUACAGAUAAGGGUGUUGGUAGGCUCGACAUGUUUGAUUUAUAUUCUGAAGUUUGUGGCAAAGCGGUUGUGGGCAAUCCAGGGAGACCCAGCUAGCAGCAUGGUCUGGUACGCUGUGGAGGGCUGGAAACCACAC
This is a messenger RNA of Daldinia caldariorum, 4122 nucleotides long. RefSeq lists its product as uncharacterized. The transcript has 2 exons. The record is from RefSeq and is a predicted model, not a curated record. NCBI's taxonomy places the organism in Eukaryota, Fungi, Ascomycota, Sordariomycetes, Xylariales, Hypoxylaceae. The coding region runs from base 357 to 3866 and encodes 1169 amino acids. Gene Ontology annotation, molecular function: RNA binding.